GGCGGCGACCGUGCCCCACGGAAUCUCCUGCGCUCCUCCCGCCCCAGUUCCUGUGCCAGCGCCCCGGGGCCGCUGCCUCCAAAGUGACUGUUGCCUCGUAGCCUCCGCUGGGUCCGGGAACAUGAAGCUGCUGCCAUCGGUGGUGCUGAAGCUCUUUCUAGCUGCAGUGCUCUCGGCGUUGGUGACCGGAGAGAGCCUGGAGCGGCUUCGGAGAGGGCUGGCGGGUGGAACCAGCAACCUGGGAUCUCCCACUGACUCUACGGACCAGCUGCUGCCCCCCGGAGGCGACAGAGGCCGGGAAGUCCUGGACUUAGAAGAGGCCGACCUGGAUCUUUUCAGAGCUCCUUUCUCCUCCAAGCCACAAGCUCUGGCCACACCCAGCAAGGAAGAGCGUGGGAAAAGAAAGAAGAAAGGCAAGGGGUUGGGAAAGAAGAGAGACCCGUGUCUUAAGAAAUACAAGGACUUCUGCAUCCAUGGAGAAUGCAAAUAUGUGAAGGAGCUCCGGGCUCCAUCCUGCAUUUGCCACCUGGGUUACCACGGAGAGAGGUGCCAUGGGCUGAGUCUCCCGGUGGAAAAUCGCUUGUCUACUUAUGACCACACAACCAUCCUGGCUGUGGUGGCCGUGGUGCUGUCGUCUGUCUGUCUGCUCGUCAUUGUGGGGCUUCUCAUGUUUAGGUACCAUAGGAGAGGAGGUUAUGAUGUGGAAAAUGAAGAGAAAGUGAAGUUGGGCAUGACUACUUCCCACUGAGAGAGACCUGUGCUCAAGGAAUCAGCUGGGGACUGCUACCUCUGAGAAGACACAAACUGAUCACAGACUCUGCAGAGGGGAAGGGCUUCACAACCAGCCAUGAAGACUCCCUCAUCCCCAGUUGCCGUCUAGAUUGGGCCUCCCAGUAUUGCUUUAUCAGAGCCUUCAAGUGCCAAACAGAGUAUGUCCAAUGGGAUCUGGGUCAGGAGGAAGCAAAAGUGAGGGACCUUCAUGCUCUUCUGAUUCCCCUCCACCAAACCCCACUUAACCCUAUAAAGUUUGUUUAAACACUUGUCUUCUGGAUUAAGAUGCCAGUUAAUUCCAUAUGCUCCAGGAUCUUUGACUGAAAAAAAAAAAAAAGGAGAGGAAGAAGGAAAGAUUUGUGGACUGGGAGAAAGUAACAAAGAUUGAAAAGCCACGGACUCAAGUAGUCACCAAGGGAUCUGCCAUUUGGACCCUACAGCGCUGGAUUUGAUGAGCUAACUGUGAAAUACCACAAGCCUGAGAACUCUGAAUUUUGGGACUUCUACCCAAAUGGAAAAAUAACAACUAUUUUUUUUUUUGUUUGUUUGUAAAAUGCCUCUUAAAUUAUAUAUUUAUUUUAUUCUAUGUAUGUUAAUUUAUUUAGUUUUUAACAAUCUAACAAUAAUAUUUCAAGUGCCUAGACUGUUAACGUUGGCAAUUUCCUGGCCUUCUACCCCGCAUUCCCCUACCACUUGGCUCAGCAUCACUAUCUUCUGCCACAAAUCUGAGGUGGCUCUAUGACCCAUCUGUCAUCCAUUGUCUGUCCACAUUUCCACAGAUCUUCCACGAUCAGAGUGCCACAGGGGGCGGUCUGUAUGGUCAGGAUGUAGGAGUUAACUUUGUCAGAUCCACUCUAUGAGUUGGACUGCAGUCUUGCCUAGGCGAUUUUGUCUACCGUUUGUGUUUUGAAAGCCCAAGGUGCUGAUGUCAAAGUGUAACAGAUAUCGGUGUUUCCCCGUGUUCUCUCCCUGCCAAAUCUCAGAAGAGGUUGGGCUUCCAUGCUUGCAGCUUUCCUAACCCCCUACCCUCUAUAGCCUCAGGCCCACAGAGUGGGAUCUCACUCUCCCUUGUGUCAAGACAUUUCUCUUACUCCUGCCAUUCUUCUGGUGCUACUCCAAGAAGGGGUCAGUGCAGCAGGUGAUAAUCGAAAGAGGUAUUAGCGGGAAAAAAGGCUGAGGAGGAACAGGAAACAUUGGAGCUGACUGUUCCUGGUAAUUGAUAACCUAUCAAUUGCUACAGAGAAGAUUGGAGGUGAGGAUGGCUUUUGUGUGAACCCACCCACCUCACCAAAACUACGAACGUAUGCUUUCAUGGUCCCUUCUGGAAGUUUCUGGUGCCAUUUCUGAACUGUUACAACUAUAUUUCCAAAACUGGUUCAUAUUUGUACUUUGCAAUUCAAAUAAAGAUAACCCUUAUUCCAUA
Molecule: messenger RNA, 2194 nt
Organism: Myotis brandtii (Brandt's bat)
Lineage: Eukaryota; Metazoa; Chordata; Mammalia; Chiroptera; Vespertilionidae
Gene: HBEGF
Product: heparin-binding EGF-like growth factor
Exons: 6
Coding region: 122-748 (208 amino acids)
Biological process (GO): positive regulation of cell population proliferation; positive regulation of mitotic nuclear division; epidermal growth factor receptor signaling pathway
Molecular function (GO): heparin binding
Source: RefSeq, a predicted model, not a curated record